AUGGUUCUUGAAGGUGGUUUAAGAAUGAAAGGUCAUAAGUGGAAUCAGAACUAUGAUUUGCAGGUAAUCUCAUUUUUUAAUCUUGGGCCAAGAAGCAGCAAAUUUCAGAAAAUCAGUAUCUGUCAUUGGAAUCCCCCAGCUAUUGGAGUCAUAAUGUUUUGCUGUGAUGGACCCUCAAUUGGAAAUAUUGGAGAAGCUGGUUUUGGAGUUGUAGUCAGAGAUCAUCUUUGUCAGGUACUUGGUACACUUACUGGUGGCAUUGGAAUUGCAACAAACUAUGUUGUAGAGGUCUAUGCUUUAAUCUGUGCUGCUGAAUUAGCUGUUCAAUGGAAUAUGCAUCAUAUCAUUUUAAAAUAUGAUUCAAAAACUGUUAUAACUGAGUUUGCACAAGGACAAGUCCCGUGGUUUGUUAGAACUAGGUGGGUCAAGGCAGCUAGUAAAAUUGGCUCAAUCAUCUUUUGUCAUAGCUAUAGAGAAGCAAAUUUUUCAGCAGAUGCUACUGCUAAGAGAGGUGCAAAACUACAAGAUGAAGAAAGACAAAUAUUCAAAGGAAGACCAUCUCAUCCAGCAAGAAUUGAAAUGCCGGGAGUGAACUAUUAUAGGUUCAAUUAG
Molecule: messenger RNA, 612 nt
Organism: Papaver somniferum (opium poppy)
Lineage: Eukaryota; Viridiplantae; Streptophyta; Magnoliopsida; Ranunculales; Papaveraceae
Exons: 1
Coding region: 1-612 (203 amino acids)
Molecular function (GO): nucleic acid binding; RNA-DNA hybrid ribonuclease activity
Source: RefSeq, a predicted model, not a curated record